Mytilus trossulus (common blue mussel) is the source of this 1391-nucleotide messenger RNA. Its product is annotated as GTP-binding protein Di-Ras2-like. Lineage: Eukaryota; Metazoa; Mollusca; Bivalvia; Mytilida; Mytilidae. Gene Ontology annotation, molecular function: GTPase activity; GDP binding; GTP binding. The coding region runs from base 345 to 1061 and encodes 238 amino acids. Gene Ontology annotation, biological process: signal transduction. The record is from RefSeq and is a predicted model, not a curated record. Gene Ontology annotation, cellular component: plasma membrane. The transcript has 2 exons.
UAUCAAAUUGGUUUGUUCACUCAUUUUACCAUUUUGACGGUUGUAGAUUUUCAAUUUAGGGCUUGGUUUAGAUAAAUGCAUAUCUUUGAUUCCCUUUGUAGCAUCGAUUUAAAUAACAACUAUACAAGUGUACAUCAGUGAUUGCAGAAUUCAUAUUUCCUUUGAUUCCAAGAAGUCGUGAUGUAGAAACUGUUAUACAAAGAAGGCGACCGACUUGUUGAAUAUUGGAUAUAUUGUGACUGAAUUUCUGUGUACAAGAAAAAGACUACUUAAGUAUUUCGUCGCCAUACAGAUGAAAUACGACAAAAGGAUUACAGCCCUUUUCCUAGAGGGGUCUUGAACACAUGGCCGCUUCCGGGAGAGCUGUGAGGUCAAAUUCAAAAUCUACAGGAAUGAAUUCUGAUAUAGAUAUAUGGCAACCAAGAGAAAAGGUACCAAAAGAUAGAUCAGUUCGUUUGCGAGUUAUGCCAGAGCAGAGCAAUGACUAUAGGGUGGUAGUAUUUGGGGCAGGAGGCGUCGGUAAAUCUUCUCUUGUUUUAAGAUUUGUCAGAGGAACAUUUAGAGAGAGUUAUAUACCAACUAUUGAAGAUACAUAUAGACAAGUUAUUAGCUGUAACAAACAAGUGUGUACACUUCAAAUAACCGAUACAACCGGAAGUCAUCAGUUUCCUGCAAUGCAGCGUCUCUCUAUAUCUAAAGGACAUGCUUUUAUUUUAGUGUAUUCAAUAACUAGUCGACAGUCUCUUGAAGAACUGAAACCUAUUUAUGAUGAAAUUAUAGAAAUCAAACACGAUUUAGAACAUAUUCCCGUAAUGUUAGUUGGAAAUAAAUGCGACGAAAUUAACCGAGAAGUGCCGACUUCCGAAUGUGCAGAACUUGCGAAAAGAUGGAACUGUGCGUUUUUAGAAACAUCAGCAAAAACUAAUCACAAUGUGAAAGAAUUGUUUCAGGAAUUAUUACAGUUAGAAAAAAGACGGACAAUGAGUCUUCAGUUAGAAACAAAAAAGACAAAAUCGCAGAAAAGGAAGGAGAAGUUGAAGGGAAAAUGUAAUCUAAUGUAGCCGAUUUUGUAUGUUGGAUGUACGAGUCCGUGAUACGGCGCACGAGUACAGUGUGGAUUAUACAUUCCAACAAAUAGGUGUGUAUCAUACACCGCCAAAAAUCACGUGUUAGAAAACGUCAUUACGUUAGCCAUUAAUAUUUUGGAUUUAUUUAGCAGGUUAUGUUAACAAUAUGCAUAAUCAAAUAAUUUGAUGUUCAAGAGUCAGUGACUUUGUCAUAAUGUUAGUUAUUUAAUUAUUAUUUUUCCUUGAAGAGGUUAUGUUAACGUUGUUAUUAUGCAGGAGAAGUUUUUUCGUUGAGUUCACAAAUAUUCAAUUAUUACACAACAA